Molecule: messenger RNA, 753 nt
Organism: Cannabis sativa
Lineage: Eukaryota; Viridiplantae; Streptophyta; Magnoliopsida; Rosales; Cannabaceae
Exons: 3
Coding region: 188-574 (128 amino acids)
Source: RefSeq, a predicted model, not a curated record
CAUUGAGGUAGGUUAGUUUUUCACCAGUCAUCUGCGUAGAAUACUCUUAAUACAUACAUAAAGUAAGCAAAAAAGUCUCUCAUGCUUCUUUAUAUACCCAAUUUCUCAAGACACAUUGUUCCUUCAUACAGAAAAAGUUAGAAAAAAAAUCAUAAACAGAAGAGCUGUAGAGAAAGAAAAGACAAAGAUGGCGUUGACUACCCUGCUCACCAGCCUUCUGAAAUCUUCUCAAGUUGCUAGAAACACCCCAAAUCCCUUACUACUAUUGGCUUCUUACAUGAGACGUUUUCAUGCUAGUUCAACAUGGGCAAGCCAAGUGAAAGACAUCAAAGAAAGUACCAGCUCUGCUGCAGACCAUGUGACUAAAAAGACUAAAGAAGCUGCAGGUGAAUUUUCUGAGAAGGCCCAAGAUACUGCAGAUAAAGCAAAGAAGACAACAGAACAAGUAUGGGAUUCAACCAAGGAUGCAGCCCAAAAAGCCAAAGAGACAGUUAUGAACAGAACUGAGGUGUCUAAGGAAUAUGUCAAAGAAAAUGCAGAGAAAGUGAAGAAGAGCAUGAACACUAAGGAAUGAUUUUUCAUAAUAUUUAUAUUAAUUUAAGUUUCUUUCAGAUUAUUCAGUAUUUGCCUUUUCAUUUUUGCCCAUUGUAUUUGUUCAAGUGAAUACUGUUAUCUUUUCAUCUGUCAGAUUUUGUGGAAGCAAAUCAUUUUUAAGUGUCAAUAAAAAAUAUCCUUUUGAUUUCACUAUCCAAA